This is a messenger RNA of Procambarus clarkii (red swamp crayfish), 771 nucleotides long. Lineage: Eukaryota; Metazoa; Arthropoda; Malacostraca; Decapoda; Cambaridae. The record is from RefSeq and is a predicted model, not a curated record.
AUGAUCAGAGAGCACUGUCGCACCGAGCCCCGCGAUACACAGUUCCCAACUCAGCAAGUCAACCGACGCUUAUCCAACUCAGCAAGUCAACCGACGCUUAUCCAACUCAGCAAGUCAACCGACGCUUAUCCAACUCAGCAAGUCAACCGACGCUUAUCCAACUCAGCAAGUCAACCGACGCUUAUCCAACUCAGCAAGUCAACCGACGCUUAUCCAACUCAGCAAGUCAACCGACGUUUAUCCAACUUAUCCAACUCAGCAAGUCAACCGACGCUUAUCCAACUCAGCAAGUCAACCGACGCUUAUCCAACUCAGCAAGUCAACCGACGCUUAUCCAACUCAGCAAGUCAACCGACGCUUAUCCAACUCAGCAAGUCAACCGACGCUCAACGACAAUUAUCCAACUCAGCAAGUCAACCGACACUAUCCAACUCAGCAAGUCAUCCAACUCAGCAAGUCAACCGACUUAUCCAACUCAGCAAGUCAACCGACGACCAAACUUAUCCAACUCUCAGCAAGUCAACCGACGCUUAUCCAACUCAGCAAGUCAACCGACGCUUAUCCAACUCAGCAAGUCAACCGACGCUUAUCCAACUCAGCAAGUCAACCGACACUUAUCCAACUCAGCAAGUUAUCCAACUCAGCAAGUCAACCGACGCUUAUCCAACUCAGCAAGUCAACCGACGCUUAUCCAACUCAGCAAGUCAACCGACGCUUAUCCAACUCAGCAAGUCAACCGACGCUUAUCCAACUCAGCAAGUCAUAUCAUAG